UUUAUUUUAAAUGCUUGUUUUUUUUUUAAGCAGAACGUGAUGUUGUGAUGACGACUAAAUCAAAAUAAAAGGGGUAAUCGAGUUUCCCAGUAAUUGGGCUCUGGCCUGAAGUUGGUUUUUCCCAGAAAAACUAUAUACCUGAGCUAUUCGCUAUCCUUUUGUUUUGCAUUUCUGUGCAAAAUCAUUGCAUAUUUAGAGGAGCACUGUUCAAAAAAUGUGUAUUUUGUUUCUAGGAAGUUAUUUAGUAACCGGAUUCCACCUUUACAAAUUGUAAUUACCCAGUCCGUCAGCACGGAAUUCACACAAACUUCAAAAGCGAAAUGGGGUUCAUCUGUGGCCAGGGAAAACUGUAUCGGGUUUCAUGGGCAGGCAACGGCUCGGACAAUAAGAAACCUGGCCGGGAAACUCAGUUUUUCAAUUGUGAAAUACUGUACCCCGAGGAGGAUUGUGCACAGGUGAGUUAAUUAACUUAAGACCAGUGGCGGUUGGCUCAAAGGAUAUGCCGGAAACAUGCCCGUCACCUGAAGCAAUGAUUGAGGGCAAUCAAUCACUUAAGCAGCACUGCAAGCCUGGGGUUCCACCGAAGUGGACGCUAAUUUAUGCGGAACCCCAUCUUCUGCGCCAGAGCGUCAACGUCUACCUGUUAGAAAGUCUACUGCCUUUGUAUUGUAAACAAAGGAAAAAGCACGUGCAGGGAUCGCAAGUGCGCAUGCGCCACACUUAACAGACGGUUAACAGCAAGCUAACAGAGGUCCUGCUUCGGAAGUCCCUUUUAUAGACGCUGCAUGCGGUUUCUGGGUUCAGUGCUGUGUUAGCGUUCGUGCGGUCGGUCCAGCCUUCAAGGCCAAGCAACUGGUCAAUUAAUAUCCGUCAGUCGAUUUGUGGCAACAAGUGUCCUCCGAGGAUGUGCGUGAGAAGCUCACUGUGCAGUGUGAUUUUAAUUUACCUCGUCGCUUUGCUCGGAGUGCCGGUUGUCGUGGUGCUGGCCCAGAACGGCGCGAAUAUAUCGCAGGAGGCGACUGAGGCCAGCGAGGACUGCGGCAGCACGCAGAAAAUGGUGGACGAGUGCUUUAAGGAUCUGCCGCCGCACCUCAUGGAAUUCCUGCAGAACACGAAAAUCGUCAUCAGCAAAAAGGAGAUCACCGCCAAGUGCAACAUAUUCAACCGCGGCAUGAGGUGCUUCGAUACUUAUUCAAAGCGUUGCCUUGACGACCGCAAGCUGGGAACGUUCAAGAAUAAUGUGGAGGGAGCUCGGAAAUUUUUCUACAAAUUCUGCGGCGACGCCGACUUCCAGCGGGACUACCUGCGGCACAAGGACUGCUUUCAGUACAUCCAAAUGGACUGGGUGACCUGCACGGAGGAGUUCGAGAGCAUCCUUAGCGACGAGGUGCACGACGAGAGGCGCAACGCCAGCGAGAAGUUCCUCGAGUUCUGCUGUGCCCGCUACGCGUACGAGAACUGCAUCUACAACAGCGCCCGCUACAAGUGCUACAAGAACUCGGCGGAGUUCGCCCGCGAGACGGCCAAAAUGCUGUCGGACGAGAAGCACUUUCGCAAUUGCGCCGCCCUCCAGAACAUCUGCAUCCACAACGACGCCGGGGGACUGGCCAGGCAGCACGGGAUGGGGUUCCGGCUGGCGGUGACGAUGACGCUGCUCCUGAUGCUGCUGGUGGUGCGGAAUUGGCCGUAAAUCGAAGUGCGGCCAAUGCAGAACGGCGCUUGUUGGCCAUGUGAUGCGGAGCUGCGGCUUCUGCGGCUGGUGGCUUUCGCUCGGGUUUCGGUUCUUUUCUUUCGGUUGUAGUUGUCCCAUCAAGAAUGCCAAGCAUUUCAACUCCCCUAGUCACCCAUCGGAAGGAUGAACUCUCUCUAUCUAUGUGUCUGUGAAUUUGCCGGUGUCGUUUCGGGGCGAGGUUGCUGGGCGGGCGGGUUACAGGGUCGGAUAGCGGCACUGGUUCUCUGUUUUCGUACGUUAAGCUAAACUAAAUGCAUAUUUCAAAUAAAUGAAUAUUCACGUUGUACUCGCCUGGUGGUUUUUCUGGUAAAGGUCAAUCGAAAGCAGUGACAAUGUGCCCACCUGCACUGGCAACGCCUUCUCUUCAUCCUGAGAGCUUUCUAUUUAGGGGUCCUUAAACCGCAGCUGUAGCGCAAUAAGAAAGUUCCGCCGGAACCGCAGAAACAAUGGCACAGAAGGGAAAUACCGGAGUUUUAAUUUUGAAUCCAGCACCUGCUGUGAGAAUAAAUUGAAUUCUUAUAUAAAUUUCAAAUCGAAAUUCCUAGGGAAUUGGCUUUGCAUAAUCCAAGGAUGAGCGGAAAUAUGAAAAUUAAAACAAAUAUUUUAUCAAGAAGAGUAUCUUUUCUGGCUUUUCCUGUAUCUUAAGCUUGUAUAUAUAUCAAAGCCAAGUGGCAACAAAAUGGUUUUAUGUACAUACACAAAUCACAUGCUUGUUUUUACAAUGUCUAGUUACAAUAUCCCAUCGCCUGGCAACUCAACUUCUAUUCAGCUUGUCUUAGCUGCUCAGAUGUUGGGCUCAGUUGUUAAAAGUUUCCUAGCAAUAUGAUAAGAAAAUCGAAAUUUGAAGAAUACUUUACAGAUGCGAGGAAAAUGUAGUGCACUUUAACUUACGUUGUCCAUCUCUGCUUGAGUUUUUAUUUGCCAUAGAGAAGUAACGUUGUUUUUAUUAAAUUAAAUAAUAUAGACAAUAUGUGAUGACCGUAUAUAGCUUAUAUAUAACCAUUUGGGACUCCAAUUUAAAUUAAUAAAAACGCGAGAUGGGAAAUACUCGAAACAAUUUUAAUAUCCGCUGUGUAGUCCUCAAAGCAUAUUUUGCAAAGUGCCAACAUAAAGUUUGCAAGCUCAAGAGUGUGUCGUGUUGGCAAUAAAAGUGGUUCCUGGUCCAAGUUAAUUUUGCCCACGCGCUUAGUUUUAACCUCCAGCGUGGAAAUUGAACACUAAUGGCUUUCUUACACCCCGCUCACCCAUUUACCUGUUCCGUCCUGGGAAACUCGAUGACUGCAUCGCGGUAGCAAAUUUUGCAUCUGACUUGUGGUGUUUCGCUGCAAGCGAGCAAUUCGAAAAGUGGUGAAAAAGCGGACAACCAUUUUGAUUAGGUGGAAACAUAAAGUUUUUCCGGCGACCCAACUUCUAAUAAUUCCUCUUUAACGUUUAUGCAACCUUGUAGAUUUAUAUUGCAAGACUAAAGAAAAACUAAAUUUCUGCGGUUUUGCCAAGUUGUCAUCUGCAUGCGAGUGCAACAAAAACGUCAAGAAUAAGUGAAAAGCGGGAUAAAUGGAAGUUGUGUAGUGAAUAAGAAAAAA
This is a messenger RNA of Drosophila ficusphila, 3315 nucleotides long. RefSeq lists its product as uncharacterized. Lineage: Eukaryota; Metazoa; Arthropoda; Insecta; Diptera; Drosophilidae. The record is from RefSeq and is a predicted model, not a curated record. Bases 905 to 1690 code for a protein of 261 amino acids. The transcript is spliced from 4 exons.